Messenger RNA from Penicillium macrosclerotiorum, 693 nucleotides. RefSeq lists its product as uncharacterized. The coding region runs from base 1 to 693 and encodes 230 amino acids. The record is from RefSeq and is a predicted model, not a curated record. NCBI's taxonomy places the organism in Eukaryota, Fungi, Ascomycota, Eurotiomycetes, Eurotiales, Aspergillaceae. The transcript has a single exon.
AUGAACCGCAUCGAACUCGGUCGGGACCCCAUCGUUGCCCGCGAGCGCUACCAAGAGCGAGGACAAGACCUUGUUCGAUGGAUCAACGAUCCUACCGCGAUUGGUUGCCGCAUCCAACAAGCGACAUUAACUUUCUCGCAGAUUGUGCCGUUGUGUUCUGACUACGCCGGACCAAUGCAAAUAGCCCUGGCUCCUUCUCUCGUGUUUGAUGUGGCGAUGCCCAUCACACCCACUCAUGCCAUGUCCUUUACCCUCCACUUUGACAACGCACAAUGGAUUGGAAUCACAGCGCCCGGUUUCAUCAUUAUUGAAAGUGCCCACCGGCCGCUGGCUGCGCGCGAAAAUCCCGGCCGGGAUCCAUAUAUCUCUGAGAUUUCUCUUGCUGUGUAUGCGAGAGACUACGAGCGGAACACCCUGCGGUCUGUUUUCAUUGACAACGCGGUUAACGUCCAGACUGGGGAUCUCAUUCGCAACGUCAUCAACAGCAAUUGGCCAGCCAAUCGCUCUCAGCUUUGGCUCAUGGGUAGCCAGGAAUACGAAGAGAUCCUUGGUACUCGGCUAGGUAAGGUCGUGGCCUACAUAGUCCUGGGCGCUUAUCCCCGCGGCACACAUGUCAUCAGUCGGAUUGAAACCUGGAGCGUCCUGCCACAUGGCAUCUUGCAAAUGCGCUUCGACAUAAAUCGAAUUGCAUAG